ACAUGCGCAGUGAGAUUGUCUUUUUAGCUCUCGCGCCAAACUCAAGCAGUCAAACAUGUCUAAAAAGAAAGGACUUAGCUUGGAAGAAAAAAGAAGUCGCAUGAUGGAAAUAUUUUUUGAAACUAAAGAUGUGUUUCAGCUGAAGGACAUAGAGAAAAUUGCCCCAAAAUCCAAAGGAAUCACUCCCAUGUCAGUGAAAGAGGUAUUGCAGAGUCUGGUGGAUGAUAACAUGGUGGACACUGAGAGGGUGGGCACCUCCAACUAUUACUGGGCGUUUCCUAGUAAAGCACUGCAUGCCCGAAAACGCAGGUUAGAGGAACUGGAGAAACAACUUGAGGAUGGCAGUCAGCGUAAAAAAGCCCUUCAGCAAGCAGUUGACAAAGCCAAAGUGGGACGUGAAGUCAAUGAGGAGAGAGAGGAUCUCUUAAAGGAGCUCACAGCAUUGAAAGGUCAGCGAGAUCAGAUGAAGGUCGAAAUAGAGAAGUACCAAGAAUGUGAUCCAGCGGUGGUGGAGGAAAUUCGUAAUGCCAACAUUGCAGCUAAAGAGGCUGUGGCUAGGUGGACGGGGGGAACUUUUGGGAACUACCUGAUCUCAUACCUCCUUACAUGCUCAUUGACCAGGCAGGAGCCCUGGGCUCAUCAUUUAUCUCCAAGCUCAGGGUUCUCUCCUGGGACAGCAUGCCAAACCUGCUAUUAUUAUCAGCAAGCAAUAUCCUAGUCUAAACUCAAUAUACUAAUUAAAAUAAUUAGUUAAGAAAUCUUCAAUAAUAUUAAUGAUAUGACGUAGUUCUGGAAACUUUCUACUUUUCUGGUUAUCCGUCUUAUUUAACGGUCAGUUUCUUUUGACCGCCCCCUGUAAUUUUAAAGUAUAUUACAACGGCAAACGUGUCAAGUCUAAAAGCCUUGUCUGCUGUGUGGCAACAGGCGAAAGUAUAAAUCAUCCUUGAUUGGCUCUUAGAUCAACAUUAAGUAAAAAUAUCCAGAGCUUAUCAUAGUCAUCGACAUGAAUUUUAUUAUGAUUUGAUAUGAUAUCGUUUAUCGGCCCAACACUAGUCUUAUAUUAUGGUGUCAUGCGAUUUCUUGGUACAUGAAUGUAAAUGUAGGGAUUGAUGGGCCAUUGAAUUAUUACAAAAUAUAGCACAGCCAAGGUUGUUGUUGAUCCAGCCACAAAACUAACAAUGUGUUUUUUGUUUUUAAUAUUUCAAUUAUUCCACUAAUGUUACUAGUAGACACCUUCAAAGAUUGUUCAGAUGUUGUAUUUCAAGACACUCAAACUGAUAGUGUGUGGGGCUAGUUUUUUAAGCAUCUCAUCCAAAGUGUUUGAUUUGAUUUUUGACAUGUUAGCUGUGAAAGUGUGUGAAGUUAAAUUGUAAUGUGUUUCCAACUGUAAUGUUUAACCAUUUUCCCCUGCAAAAACUCAAUUUAAUAAAAAUAAAAAUAUAUAUAUAAUUAA
Messenger RNA from Danio rerio (zebrafish), 1453 nucleotides. RefSeq names its product meiotic nuclear divisions 1 homolog (S. cerevisiae) (gene mnd1). The record is from RefSeq and is marked provisional. Gene Ontology annotation, biological process: reciprocal meiotic recombination; animal gross anatomical part developmental process. Lineage: Eukaryota; Metazoa; Chordata; Actinopteri; Cypriniformes; Danionidae. Gene Ontology annotation, cellular component: nucleus. Gene Ontology annotation, molecular function: double-stranded DNA binding.